AAAGGGCCCUAUGUAAUCAGCCCCAUAUCCCCAGAAUUGGGGAAUUGGGGAGAAUCAUUGGGCGGCAGCACAUGCGAGAGUGGAUCACUAUGAUUCCGACGGCCUCCUCGUCGAGUCUCUCGACUUCGGACGCGCUCUCUUCGUCCCACUCGACAUGCACCCACUCUGGCUACCGGCCAAUGUCGCUCUACUCUUCCGGCGCGUCGUGAACGUCGUCUCUUCACUGUCGAUCUCGCAACACUACCUUCUUCCGCGCCUACAGCCUGGGGUGGAUGGCACGAACUCGGCCGAAGACCGACUGAGGCUCUGGGAGGGCUUCAACGCCACACGCUGGCCAUCCUGGGCGACCGCGGAUCGGGGGUUUCCUUCGACCGCACGAUUACAGUUAGACGUAGGUGUUGAGCGAAUGUCAGGACACUCGGAUGCAGCGGAUGUGGACCGCGAGACACCGGACCAUAGCCCACAACGAAAUGCACCACCCAAGGACACGAUCCACCAGCUCAUCCACAGCCCUGUGCUAUAUGACCCUGUCAGGAAGCCUAGAAACCCGAUCGCUCUCUGCCAUGGUCUGUACGGCUUUGACGUGCGAGGGCCUUCGACGUUCCCCAUCCUCCAAAUGCACUAUUGGUCCAACGUAUUGAGCAUUAUAAGGGACAAACUAGGAGCUGAGGUAAUUGUUACUUCUGUGCCAAGUACUGGAUCGGUGGCUUCGCGGGCUCAAAGUUUGGAUCGCUUCUUGCGAGAGAAGGCCCCUGGGAGAGGUAUUAACUUCAUGGCGCACUCUAUGGGCGGACUAGACUGUCGACAUCUCAUUUCCAACAUCCGGCCCACGGAGUACACCCCACUUUCGCUGACGACCAUCGCUACGCCCCAUUGUGGUAGCCCAUUUAUGGACUGGUGCAGGGAGAACAUCGGUAUCGGUCGUCUACGCCAGAAGGAGCAGGCCGAGGAAGCAGGGAGACGUCUGGCAGAGGACGAUGCCGGAAGCCCGUCCAGCCCCACCUCCCACGAUGUCCGUGCAUCCAGCAACCCGCGCUCUCCCAAGUCCGCGCUCUCCCUCGCCUCGCUCCCUUCCUCCUUCACGACGCUCCUCCUCUCCGUGCUCGACUCGCCCGCGUACGCGAACCUCACUUCCACCUACCUGAACACGAUCUUUAACCCCGCGACGCCGGACCACCCAUCCGUCAAGUACUUCAGCGUCGCGGGGCGCAUGGCGAGCACGAACGUCUGGCACCCGCUCUGGCUCCCCAAGAUGGUGCUCGAGGGAUUCGAAGAGAGGGAGCGCGAGCGCCUCCGCGAGGAGGGCAACCCGCUCUGGCGGCGCGACGAGGAGUGGGGCAACGACGGGCUUGUGACCGUGCAGAGUGCGCGGUGGGGCGAGUUCCUUGGCGUGCUGGAGGGCUGCGACCACUGGGACCUGCGCGGAGCGAGGGGGAUUGAGGUUGACUUGCCGUCGCUGACCGUGCCGGGGCUUGGUGGGAGGUCGAGGAACGAUGGUCGCAAGGAGGACGGGGACGGGUGGAGCCUGGCGGACUGGAGCAAGUUUGUGAGGGCGUGGAAGAACGAGGAGCGGGAUGCGGCGAAGAGCGUUGGUGCGGGGAUCAGUGAGCAACAGCAGCGGAGAAGGGCAGAUGGCAAGAGGAGAGCGGAAAGCCUCGGGGACAAGGAACAUGCAGACGAGGUGGUGAAGUCGUCCACGGACAAGUUGUCGGCCGUCUUCGAUUGGCUUGUCGAGCAGGUCCCCUCGCCAAAGACCAUCGCUGCUCUGGCACCAUCAUCGAGGCCCUCACCAAACAAAAGUGCGCCCGCGACGCCCAGCAGCCCAAGUCAGGAGAGGAACAGGAAGCAGGCGGAGCGGAGCGAGUUGGCGACAAAGAUGGACUUGGAGCGAUUCUACAUUGCACUCUGCAGAAAGUUGUACGAUGAAGGCUUGUAAUGAAGGCUUGUAAUUGUACUGUAUACUAUAUCACGGACAGCUGCGUCCAACGCUUAAUGGAGCUUAGAAUACGCGUAUGCAGGUUAUUCAGGCCUUGCAACUCCUCGCUGUCUGCGUUCAUCGCUUCAUCGCACAAUGAACUGAGUUCAUGAGAGAUUAUUCCUACUGUCCUAUC
Molecule: messenger RNA, 2111 nt
Organism: Rhodofomes roseus
Lineage: Eukaryota; Fungi; Basidiomycota; Agaricomycetes; Polyporales; Fomitopsidaceae
Product: alpha/beta-hydrolase
Exons: 4
Coding region: 155-1936 (593 amino acids)
Molecular function (GO): triacylglycerol lipase activity
Source: RefSeq, a predicted model, not a curated record